AGAGAAGACACUGCCUGCCAGCUGUACAGCCUCUGCGGCCUGUAUCCUCCAUACCAGCGGAGCUCCGUCCAGUCUGACAGUCUCCGAUCUGCAGGGCGGCCAUCAGAGUGCCCCUCCCGAGACUAGACUCUGGAUCCGCCCCUUCUGCCGCCUCCCUGCUCGGGACCAACCCGGUCCAUGGAUUAGCUUCCUAUGCCUGCCUGACUACUGCAUUGGACUUUCACGUUACCCGCAUUGGUUCCCAAUCUGUGGGAGGAUACCUGGCAACCAAACGGAUAUCUGAAGGACCGUCGGCAUCUCUAUCAAGCGUCUAGAUUUGUUACAUACAAGCAGCAAUGUUGCACUUAUAGUGAAACCUCAUCAGGUCAGUGCAGAAUACAUUGCACUCACUUUAUCCCUAUUUGCAUAGAAUAAACGGCACUUAGAGCACUGACCUUUCUCUUUUUAUUAUUUUACAUAAUAGUGUUAAAUUUGGCACCUCUCGUGCUGGCCUGGUAAAUUGUCUAAAUUUAAGACAGUAAUAAUAAAUCUGCCCCAGUAUUCCUCCUCUUGAAAUAUGAUUCAAUAAUGCAUCUAUUUACAACUUUUACAGGACUUGCAAUAUCAAAACAAUUACCCUGAGUGGCUACAUGAUAUAAUGUUUGGAUAUUAUAAUAUUCCAUUUUGGAUAUAGUCCAAAAAAGUGUUGAUGGAUGCAGCUCUAAAUAACAUUGUUUAUGGAUUUGUUUUCCUGAACUUCUUAGAAAAUAAUUUAAACAAUGCUUGCUAUGCAGAUCUCAAUUCACUUAAGGAAGAUGGCACCGAGAAUAAUGUCCUACCUUUCUCCCCAGCGCACUUUGGUUGCCCUUGGAUAGUCUUUUGUAUAGAUUAAUAUUUUGAAAACUUUUCUCAUUGUGUGGAUCCUUUGUUGCUGUCAAUGUAAUCUCAUUAUUAUGCACUUUCUUGCUAAAGAAGACAAGCAUGAUUGUUUCCUUAGAAUAAUGCAUUAAAAUGUCAAUAAACAUUGGCAUAAUUACCAGCAUCAGGGGUAUGACUGAUGAUGAAUUGGAAAAAUUCAGCAAAAAUAAGAAAAUACAAAACUUGAACAGUGUAUUCAGGAAACUACAGAUGCAUUACCACAAAGUUAUGAAUGAACUACCGAAAAACAAGCAGAUGUUGACAAAAGGGUAAUGGUGAGCAAGCCAGGAAAGCAGCAAAGGUAAGCAGCCAAGAGCAGUUCUAUUUUCUCAUAGUAUUGCAUCUAAUAAGAUAAAUUGAACUUCCCAGAAAAAGGCAUAUUAGUCUUGCUGUAUUAAGAACGGGUAUGUUAAUUGGGAAGUGUUCUGUAUUACGAUAGAAGAAAAUGCCAAACAUUCCAAUAUCAUUUGGGACCAAUUUAAAGAAAGUGGGAAAACAAGACUGUUCUUUAUGUUGUUGUAUUUAUAGAGUUGGCUUUGUUAGACCUAACAUAGGAAUAUUUUGAAUUCUUAUUUGGUAACAUAAGGUAGUAGUAUAUAUGAGUAUUGCUAAUAAUGUUGCAUGAUAUAGGAUUGGGUAGGUUCAUAUGGUAAUAUAAAGUAAUUGCUCCAGAAUAUAUGUUAUAUUUGCUUAUAUAGUUCAGCAUAGAAAAUUAUUCUAAAGGGUCUUUUGUAUACAUUUUGCGUACCUGUUUUAUCUGCUGCAGCAGGCAUCAGAUUGGCUUCAUGCUGGUUUGCAAUUCCAGUACCAAAACUGAUUUUGUAAUGCAGCCUACAUUUACCAUGAAUCCAUUGGCUUUGGGUCUGGUGUUUGAUUACUGCAGCUGGUCAUUUAUUCAGGCUUCUGCUGCUGUCGUUUUCUCAGGUGAACUCAUUAGACUCAUGAAUGAGUUCCGGUCAGUUUGCCCUAUGUGCAGUUUUCAUGUAUUCUGACCACUGGACCCUUCACAACCUGACAGUAAAGAGGUAUGGAUGAAUCAUCAAUUUCUACACCAGUAUCCUCAUCCUCAAUGUCACACCACUCAUUGGUGUCAUCACAGUCAUCUUCACUCUUUUCAGACUCUAUAUCCACAUGAUUAUUCUCCAAUAGGCUUGCAUUGAGGGGACGGGGUGUGACAUCACACUGGGGUGGAGUCCUGAUGUCACGGACUUCCGUUCCCGUGGUCACGACCGAGACACUCCAGCACUUCCGGACAACAAACAGAGCACGCUUCCAUGGCAGAAACCACGCCACAAAACAUGGACAUGGAAUCAGACGGGAUGUUGACUUACCUGGAAAACCUAAUACUCACUGGGAGAGAGGAUCCGGGGGGGUAUUUCCUGGAAUGCAAUACCAAGGAUGACAUCGAGCUAAUAGAUGUGAAGUCCCUGGAGCAUCGCAUAACUAACCUACCCGAGAAGGAAAUUACCAUCUUCUGGACGAUUAACUCGCUGCAGUCGUACGUCCAUUGCGAUAGGUCACCAAGAGGACUUAAAGCCUAUAAAGUCACGGCACAAUUUAAUGAUGAUCCCAUUUUUAUCAAUAUCUGGAAACAAGCUCACCACGAGCAUUCUAUGAAACUCCUACAGAUUGUUCUAACGAGAAGCAGAAUCGAACAGGAUAAAAUUAAUGAAGAUCUGGUUAAGGUGAAAAGUGAAUAUACUAAAAGAGCCACAGAUGAACAAAAAAGCUCUUUCUAUUCUAAGAUACAAGUGAAACUUACUGCAUUACAAGAAGAAGUCAAGAACAAGAAGCGAGAGAAAUUCUUGCGUGAUAAAACGGACUAUGAUCAAGAUAACAAAUUUCAAUGGCACAUGAAGAAAAAUGUACCUUAUAGUGCAACUAGAUCCUAUUCACAGAGAAGAUCAUCGCAACAACCUAUCAAAAAACGCACCGAGAAUGUGAAUAAGGAGAAGACCUACAAGAAACAGCAAGAACAACCUUCUAAAAACAAAAACGAAGCAGUCCCUUUAGAAGAAAUAAACACACAAGAAGAGGGAGAUCUAAAAAAUCUCAAGGAUCCAAAGAAGAGAAAAACCAUAGUUUAAACGGGACAGAUACAUGUAUUGAAUCCAAUGUCAUUAAUCACACGUCAGAGACUCUCGAUCCAGCAAUGGACACUCUCCUUUCUAAAGGUUUAAGUUAUGGACUGGUUGAGAAAUUUAAUCCAGUCUCCUUUGAGAUUGACUUAGCGCGAUCUCUUAGAGAUAUCAACCUUUUCAAAUUUUUCCAAAAUAAAAAAAUAUUUGAGCAUGAUCAUUGUGAAGCAGACUUACCGGUAGAGACCAAUAAUUUAGUUUUUUUUUCCAAAAGAAUGUACCCAAGUAGAAAUAGAAUGUUUAGAGAUGUUAGCUAAUGAAUUCAGCGAACCGAAUAAUGAAUAUGGGUCUAAAGUCGUUUGUUUUUCUAAAGGAAAGAGAUCCAGGUUUAACCCCCCGAUUUUCCCGGGGAGUAGCCUGGAUCUAUUCCAGAAUGCAGUAAUGCAAGACGUUAAGUCUAUAAUAUACAAAGAAGCCCCACAGAAUUUAUCGGCAGUUGAAACUAUAGCACUUAAUACUUUAAAAAAUAGGGAGGACUUACAGGUGGUUCGAACGGACAAAGGUGGGGCAGUAGUUGUAAUGUAUAAGUCUAUGUAUAUAGCCGAAGCCGAAAGGCAACUUCAGGAUACAGCCACUUAUACUAUGUUAAAAUCUGACCCCACAAGUAAAAUCCUCUCUAAACUAACCUCUUUUCUCCACUCAGCAGUAGAGAAGGGUACUUUAUCUAAAAAGAAUGCAGAACGUCUGA
Messenger RNA from Hyla sarda, 3723 nucleotides. RefSeq lists its product as uncharacterized. The transcript has 4 exons. The record is from RefSeq and is a predicted model, not a curated record. The coding region runs from base 2172 to 2984 and encodes 270 amino acids. NCBI's taxonomy places the organism in Eukaryota, Metazoa, Chordata, Amphibia, Anura, Hylidae.